Pochonia chlamydosporia 170 is the source of this 618-nucleotide messenger RNA. RefSeq lists its product as hypothetical. Lineage: Eukaryota; Fungi; Ascomycota; Sordariomycetes; Hypocreales; Clavicipitaceae. The coding region runs from base 1 to 618 and encodes 205 amino acids. The transcript has 3 exons. The record is from RefSeq and is a predicted model, not a curated record.
AUGCCUACAUUCAAGUCCCUGGCCAUACUGUGCCUGCUCCCACUGCAGGCACUCGUAGCCCAGGCCAUUGAAGCCCCUCUCCCCAACUACACCGUCGAGGAUAUAAUCUGGGACAUAGAGGUCUUCCCCGGCCAAGAAAGGCAAAACUUCACAGGAACAAUUCAAGAGGUGACGCGUCAAGUCCUGGCAAUCAACCCGCAGUGGGAGCUACCCGUCGCCAACAAAUCUGCCCCAAGGACCGACAUGGAGACCCUCGAAAAACGAGUGUGGACUGACUGGAAGACCCUCAACUGCGGCGGCGGUCCCUACAAAUGGGCAACUGCCAAUUCAGAUGUCAUACGGGAGGGGAUCGAGUACCUCAGGGGUUUAUCGGAAGACCCGCGUCAGAGGCCGCAAAACCGGCCUGGGGGAUGCGGAAGAGUGAGCUGCUCGUACAACAGUGCCAUUUGGUGGUGCAACGAUAACAAAGUCCUGUGGACGCUCGACUACUGGACCGAUAUUGGAGAUGGCGCAUUCUUUAUUAACUUUAGGUGUGCAAAUGACCAGACUAGGAGGGUCGUUGGCCAGGCAUUUACUAGCGUUAACUGGAACGUCAUUGUUCGAGGGGAUAAGUGUUAA